Molecule: messenger RNA, 1302 nt
Organism: Exophiala spinifera
Lineage: Eukaryota; Fungi; Ascomycota; Eurotiomycetes; Chaetothyriales; Herpotrichiellaceae
Exons: 2
Coding region: 1-1302 (433 amino acids)
Biological process (GO): intracellular calcium ion homeostasis; calcium ion transmembrane transport
Cellular component (GO): membrane
Molecular function (GO): calcium, potassium:sodium antiporter activity; calcium channel activity
Source: RefSeq, a predicted model, not a curated record
AUGGUCAACGGCGAAGCCAUCGCGUACAGCGUUUCCUCCUUCGUUUGCGCUCUAUAUGUGCUUGAAUUUGGGGCCGACAAGUUCAUCGACCACACGGCUAUUGUCGCAGAGCGAACGGGGAUCCCCCAAGGUAUCAUCGGCCUGUUAACAGCUGGCGCCGAAUGGGAAGAGCUCGCCGUUGUCGUGCUCUCCAUAGCUCGUCAACGCUCCUCGCUUGCAGUUGGAAACAUCGUCGGAUCCUGCAUCUCUAACAUUCUAGGAGCCUUUUCCCUUGGUCUCAUAUUCCGCAAGGAUGAAGCUCCCAUCAUUUUCGACAGGAGCUCCAAGGUAUACGCUCUGCUAUUACUCCUCCUCGCCAUUCCGAUUGCCGGAUUGUCCAAGUUCGGUCACCGCGGAAUGUGGACAACAGCCGGCGGCAUCGCGAUAGGCGUUUUUGUUGUUUACAUUGCUUCCAUCGCCUGGUUCAUCACCAGGGGCCGCAUGGUUGCGCCAGAGCUGUCAGACAGUGACAGCGACAGCGAAAGUGAGGUCGGAAACGAUGAGGGCAGUUUCGACGGACCAGAAGAAAACCACAGUUCCACCCACUACGCAUAUGGUUCUUUCCAGGAAUCGGCGAGCCCAACGCCUGCAACAGCACCAACAAACACCAAGUUCACGCAAAGAGCAAAUGCACCUGAUGAUGCUGCUCCUAACAAUAGCCUUGUUCCAUUAUUGACACCCCCUGCCGUCGAUACAGAGGACCAAUCGGACUCCGCAGCGUCGUUGGACCUGGAAGAGGCCCUGGGGGCGCGGGCGGCGGCAACAUCUUAUCGCGCCGCACUCGACGGUACCUACAAGCACAGCGUCGCCUACCACGUUGUAGUCCUGGUCCUCGGGUUCCUCGCCAUCCUCCUGAGCAGCUAUGUCCUUUCCCGCGCGGCAUCCAACCUCGUCGACGAAAUGGGCAUCUCUGACGUCCUCUUUGGCGUCGUCGUCCUCUCCGUGGCGACUACGCUGCCCGAGAAGUUCGUCGCCGUCCUCAGCGGAUACCGGGGCCAGCCCGGCAUCCUGGUCGCCAACACGGUCGGCAGCAACAUCUUCCUCCUGAGCUUGUGCAUGGGUAUACUGUGGGUCAGCACCGGAGGCUCGUUUGAUCGGGGUUCCGUCAACGCCGCGGAGCUGGGGGUCAUGUUGGGCUCUACGGCGGUCUUGACAUUUACGGUAUGGUGCGGAGCGCGUUGGAGCCGAUGGAUAGGCGGUUGCAUGGUGCUGGCAUACGUCGUGUUCUUGGUGUUGGAAUUCACAGUCAUCCGCAAGGAGUAG